Molecule: messenger RNA, 1575 nt
Organism: Coniophora puteana RWD-64-598 SS2
Lineage: Eukaryota; Fungi; Basidiomycota; Agaricomycetes; Boletales; Coniophoraceae
Exons: 4
Coding region: 1-1575 (524 amino acids)
Biological process (GO): telomerase catalytic core complex assembly
Molecular function (GO): telomerase RNA binding
Source: RefSeq, a predicted model, not a curated record
AUGUCUGCUCCUUUCGCAUUCGUGCCUCGUUCCGUGAAGAAAUCCGGCGCGUCGAAUACGAACGCCGUUGCUGGCCCAUCUGGCUCACGCGCACCCGCUCCUCUACCAACCGUCCAGCCCACCGUGACGGCAUACAAUGACAGGGGCGAAGGCAAAAUGCCAGAAAACACCACUUCUCGUGCUUUCCCACAUACGGAAGACCUAUCAACAUUGGUGUUACUCGCUCUAUCUGACUACUCAAUAUGGCUCAAUGCGGACCUACGCCGCGCCCUCGACGAGACAUGCAUCAAUGGCGAUGAAGACGCCGGCUUUUUACCUCUUAGCUAUCUGGUCAACAGGCGCCCUCUACGUGACGCGCUGACGGAGGACAUCUCAGAAGCCAUGAUUAUCAAGGCGCUCCGGCAGCACGCGGCCGAGUCGAUCGAAGUCCGCAUGCGCAUGGUGGCUUUGCCAACAGCUUCGUGGAACAGCUACACUCGAAGGGCCGAGAGGGAGGCUGGCGGUUACGAGGUGCGGCGCACGGACUGGAAGGAGUUGCGGGAUGCGUCUUGGUCGAGGCUUUCUCAUUCUGAGUGGGAUGCGCGUAUUGUAUACAUUGAGAAUAUUCCCCCAACAUACCGCUCAGUGCCUGGGAUUGCGAGAUUCACGCAGGCUCUUCUCAGCCAGCUGAGGGACGACGCUGGAUCGAUCCAACACAUAACUCUUCCACCACACCACCUAGAUGGACCCCACAACUUACCAAAGUGCAAAGGCUUCGCGCUUGUAACGCUGUCACACCUCAAGGACUGUGAAGUCCUCCUGGCACGAUGGCCUUGGCGCCAGCGCGCAGGUGGACUCUCCGACGACAUGCCCACCUCCGAAAAAGAUGCUGUGCGAUAUGGGUUGCGGACGCUGUCGAAAGAAAGGUGGGAUAAACUGAACGAGCAGUACCUCACAUAUCAGGCAACGCUCAUAGAGCAAACUGUCUCAUCAAACGAAACCUCCAAUUCUUUCGAUGACAUUCUCCACCAAACCAACGACGUACCACCUCCCCGUACAAACGGCAAAACUGCCUUGGACAAGUCGGGGAAGUCGGGCGAGCCUGCCUUCCGACUACCUCCUACUAGGGCCACCACCCUCUCCUCGCCCUACCCCGUCGACUGUCUCGUCUUCGUACGCAAACUUCACAGUGGAACAAACAAGACUACAAUCCGCACACUGCUCUCCCGUGCACUCCAUUCAAUAGACUCGGGCUCGAAACUAGAUGGUAUCGAUUAUGUCGACUUCAGCAAGGGCAUGGAUUCCUGCUAUCUUCGGCUUGCAUCUCCGUCCUCGGCAACACAACUCGUCGCAUACUUUCAAGAAAACCGCGUCGUCCAGGCCCAUGGUCUGGACGACGAGGGGAGAGCAGCAGAGCCUGGCGACGACAAUGCUCCCUUGGAGCUUGAGCUGAUGCAAGGGAAGAAGGAAGAUCUGUACUGGGAAAAGGUGCCCGAGAAAGUUCGCCGACAAGCCGUCGCAAAGGUAGCGGGUCAAGCCAGCGCGCAAAAUGGAGUGAGCAACGUGCAAGGCAAGAAGAGGAAGCACUCUGCCUGA